AUGGUUCAUCUCUCCCGCGUUCAGACCGGCCUCACGGAUCCCAAGGGCGCCGCCGCCUCGGACCUCCACCACAAGGCCGCGCAGCUGCACCUCGCCGAGUACAAUGACGAGUUUACCACGUCCGUCUACGGCUCGCGCUUCGCCCGCGAGGACCUGCCCAAGAACUGCAUGCCCGAGGGCGAGAUGCCCAAGGAGGUGGCCUACCAGAUGAUCAAGGACCAGCUGAGCCUCGACGGCAACCCCAAGCUCAACCUGGCUUCAUUCGUCUCGACCUACAUGGAAGAAGAAGCCAUCAAGCUCAUGACCGACGCCUUCCCCACCAACUUCAUCGACUACGAAGAGUACCCCUACACCGCCGACAUUCAGAACCGCUGUGUCAACAUGAUUGCCAACCUCUUCAAUGCCCCCGCCGAAGACGCCAUUGGCACUUCCACUGUCGGCUCCUCCGAGGCCAUCAUGCUCGCCGUCCUUGCCAUGAAGCGCCGCUGGAAGCAGGCCCGCCAGGCCGCCGGCAAGUCCACUGAGCACCCCAACAUCAUCAUGUCAUCAGCCGUCCAGGUCUGCUGGGAAAAGGCGGCCCGCUAUUUUGAGAUUGACGAAAAGUACGUCGACUGCACCCGCGAACGCUUCGUCAUUGACCCCGAGACGGCCGUCUCGCUCGUCGACGAGAAUACCAUUGGCAUCGUCUCCAUCCUCGGCACCACUUACACGGGCCACUACGAGGACACCAAGGCCAUCAAUGACUUGCUCGUCGCCAAGAACAUUGAUUGCCCCAUCCAUGUCGACGCUGCUUCUGGUGGCUUCGUCGCGCCUUUUGUCGUCCCGGACCUGGAAUGGGAUUUCCGCCUGCCCAAGGUUGUCUCCAUCAACGUCUCCGGCCACAAGUACGGCCUCGUUCACCCCGGCGUCGGCUGGGCCGUCUGGCGCUCUUGCGAGUACCUCCCCAAGGACCUUAUCUUCAACAUCAACUACCUCGGCGCCGAGCAGUCGUCCUUUACCCUCAACUUCUCCAAGGGUGCGUCCCAGGUCAUUGGCCAGUACUACCAGCUGAUCCGCCUCGGCAAGCACGGUUACCGCGCCAUCAUGAGCAACCUGGUCCGCACCGCCGACCACCUGUCGGACCGUCUCCAAGAGCUCGGCUUCAUCAUCAUGUCGGAGAAGUCUGGCGACGGCCUGCCGCUUGUCGCUUUCCGCUUCCCCGCUGGCAAGGAGAAGGGCGCCGUGGAGGACCGCGUCUAUGACGAGUUCGCCCUCGCUGCCCACCUGCGCGCCCGUGGCUGGAUCGUGCCCGCUUACACCAUGGCCCCCAAGACGGACGGUCUCAAAAUGCUGCGCGUCGUCUGCCGCGAAGACUUUUCCCGCAGUCGCGCCGACGAUCUCAUUAGCGACAUUGGCCUCUGUCUCGGCCUGUUGGCCACGUCAGAUAAGGAGUCGCUUGACCGCGCCAAAAAGUACGUCCAGCAGCACGUCUCGUCGCACAGCAAGAAGAACCACAAGCACACUGUCCACGAGUACAAGAACGAGGAGCACUCUCUCCAGGGCAAGACGGGUAAGACGCACGCCAUUUGUUAA
This is a messenger RNA of Cordyceps militaris CM01, 1572 nucleotides long. Its product is annotated as glutamate decarboxylase. Gene Ontology annotation, cellular component: cytosol. NCBI's taxonomy places the organism in Eukaryota, Fungi, Ascomycota, Sordariomycetes, Hypocreales, Cordycipitaceae. Gene Ontology annotation, molecular function: pyridoxal phosphate binding; glutamate decarboxylase activity. The record is from RefSeq and is a predicted model, not a curated record. The transcript is spliced from 4 exons. Bases 1 to 1572 code for a protein of 523 amino acids. Gene Ontology annotation, biological process: L-glutamate catabolic process.